Messenger RNA from Monascus purpureus, 1998 nucleotides. The record is from the annotation of a GenBank genome assembly. Lineage: Eukaryota; Fungi; Ascomycota; Eurotiomycetes; Eurotiales; Aspergillaceae.
CUUUGCUUCUAGGAUUCUGUUUUCAGUCUUAUUCCGGACCUUGGUACGAGUCGCCCGACCCAUCGGCAGAACGAUUGACGGCUGUUAUCGACUCCUGUGUCCUUCAUUAUUCAACUAAACAUCUCAAGGUGUUCGAGAACCACUUCUUUUGCGCUCUUUCAACAUCUAUACUUCCUCCAGAAGGGAACCAGAAAUAUGGCAUCUUCACAAGAUCCUCACCAUCCUGAGGAUGAGGCAUACAUUGGCGCAGACGAGGCCGAGGAGGUUUUUAAUCGCGAUGAAGAUCACCCAAUGGAAUCAGAUGGAGAGGACGACGACCAGGCCAUGAACAUUGAUGAACAAGAAGAAAUUACCUUCCAAAACGACUCCUCUGCUCAUUUUGAUCUCCAUAAUAACUCUGUGUUCUGUAUUUCCCAACACCCAGUCCACAAUGCCAUAGUCGUAUCUGGUUCUGGCGACGACACCUCAUAUAUUUUCGAUUCGACGCCCUCAAAUGAUCGCCCGCUGCUACCGCGGAGCUACGAGUCGAAUCCCCAGCAGACCGCCGAGCGGAAGUCUCUGCAGCCCAUUGUCAAGAUGGGGGGGCACACGGAUACGGUUAAUGCGGUGGCAUUUACGGAGCCAAAGGGCGAGUACGUGGUUACGGCUGGUUUGGAUGGGAAAUUGCGUGUAUGGCGCGACACAACUCCGCAGCUGACGGGGCUCUCAUGGGAAUUCGUUGCCGAAACGCAGGAAGUCGAGGAGAUUAACUGGGUGGCUGCGUGUCCGUGUGCAAAGGGAGAAGAAGCAGAGAAGAGCAACAUCAUUGCUUUUGGGGGUAAUGAUGGUAGUGCUUGGGUUUUGAAAAUUGAUCAUACCGAUACCGCGCAGCCGGUAUCUAUUAUCCAGUCUUUCUUCCAACAUACCAUGUCCUGUACUGCAGGUGCCUGGACUCCGGACGGUAAUCUCCUAGCCACCGUCUCUGAGGAUGCGAGUUUCUACGUCUACGACGUAUUCGGUGCGGCGGCCGCGGCAGGGAUCUCUUAUUCAGCAGGUACCAGUGCCGUUGUGGGAUUGACACCGGCGGAUCAGCGAUUUGCUGUCGACGGCGGCUUGUACUCUGUCGCUAUUGCACCGAAUGGUUCUCUCGCUGCGGUAGGUGGCGCAGAGGGCUACAUUAAAGUCGUCGGCCUGCCCCGUCUCCCGUCUUCUAGUGGUAGUACUGCGCCAUCAUCCACCAAGGCAAAGGCUGGUAAAUCAUCCGCUUCGCAGUUUGCAGCUGGCGGUGCCUCGGCAGCAGGAACCAUCCUUGCCUCCCUUCAAGCCCAGUCAGACGGCAUUGAGACUCUAUCCUUCUCUUCUCCGCCUUUGACACUUCUCGCUUCCGGCUCCGUUGAUGGAUCAAUAGCCCUGUUUGACACAGCACAUCGCUUCGCCGUUCGUAGACAUAUCAAGGACGCUCACGAAGGCAGCGCCGUCGUGAAAGUUGAGUUCCUACAAAUCCCUCACUCCACUUCUCCUUCCGCACGUCCAGGUAUCGUGCCCCGUGGUCCGGUACCUCGUACACCUGCUGCAGCCCCAAGUCAGGGACGCUCCUGGCUUCUCACCUCCGUCGGUAUGGACGGUGUUGUGAGACGCUGGGAUGCUCGCGGAGGAACCGCGGCUGCGGCCCAGGGACUGCUCAAGGAGUGGAGAGGCCACUUGGGCGUUUCUGAAAAUGCGGAGGGAGAGCAGUCUGGUGGUAUCAUGGGGUUCGUGCAGGGACUUGAAGGGAAGAGGAUAGUUACUGCUGGUGAUGAUGGGGUUGUGUUCGUUUUCGAAGAGUGAUAUGCUGUCUUUUUUUUUUUUUUUUUUUUUUUUUCGCUGUCCAUUCUGUAUGUUGGAUUUCAAUAUAGACCACUUCAUAUGGCCGUUCUAUGAUGAUGAGAUGCUGCACUUGUCUUUUCAAAAGUUGGUUGAUAUAUAUAUUUUAGCUAGAUAAUCUUGAGGUCGAUGUCAUUUACAUCAACUUGUAUGUUC